Messenger RNA from Trichoderma breve, 1011 nucleotides. RefSeq lists its product as uncharacterized. The coding region runs from base 1 to 1011 and encodes 336 amino acids. NCBI's taxonomy places the organism in Eukaryota, Fungi, Ascomycota, Sordariomycetes, Hypocreales, Hypocreaceae. The transcript is spliced from 4 exons. The record is from RefSeq and is a predicted model, not a curated record.
AUGACAAGGAAAUUGCCUUGGAAAAGAGAAUCUGAGUUCUCAUCAAGCAAUAGCGCAAGAAACACAAGAGCCCAAAGUCCCAAGUUACCUACUGCGCGGCAAUAUGAAAGUCGAGAUGUUUUGCGAACGCCCGUGUCACGCAGACACGUUCGGCGCGUUUUGGAUUCCGAUCCUAUUCGAAGCCCAUCUACUUCACCUCCACCAGAGCGGCCUCAUGAAGAGUUCAUGAUUCCAGGGCCGCUGAAUGACGACAAAUUCAGAAUGGUCGAUGAUGAGUUUCUGCACAUGGCCCAGCGCUUCACCGCGCACCUUCACCGAGCAGAAUACGAUCGUCUCAAGGCCCUCGCCAAGGCCCAAAACGCGGCUACUAUCAGCGAGAUUGAGCGUCCCGUCGUGGCAAGUGCGGUGCCGACAGCCAGGGCGCGACAGAGGAGUGAAGCAGCUCAGAAUUCUAUGAAGCGGCGUAAAGCGCUGGAAGCUGAGAGUGGUGAGGAUGGUGAUAACCGCAAAGCAAAGCAAGAUGAACAAAGGUCGCCGUGGGCGACGGGUCUACGAGGAUUGAUGGAGGCGCCGAGACGAGAGGGAAGGACAAUUAUGCCUGCGGCGAGUGCUUCAUCUUCUUCCUCUAGGACGAGAGCGGCCGCCGGGUAUUCAAGCAAGUCGUCACCACAGCAAGACCAUCAAAGUCGUGAAUUAUCGCCGUCAUUGCCACCAUUGGCGUCAUCAUCCAAGAGGGUCAAGCUUGACUUGCCCGCCAAUCCAAAAUCAACUGCUACACAGAAACUUCCCAAGGGAGUUCCUCGUCCAGAUUCUUCUCGAACCAAAGCCGACAAUCAGCCACCCAGUGUCUACAAUGUGGAUGACGACUUGGAUGAUGAUCUUUUUGGCUUGCACGAGCGUAGGAUGAGCAGGAAGAAAUCCCGAGAGCAGUCCAAACGACCGGCCGCAAAGAGUGAAGUCAAAGACGAAUCAAAGCCGAUCGAUUUGAGCUCUAUCCCUACAUUCUUAUAG